Alosa sapidissima (American shad) is the source of this 1199-nucleotide messenger RNA. RefSeq names its product proline-rich receptor-like protein kinase PERK14. The transcript is spliced from 3 exons. The coding region runs from base 35 to 787 and encodes 250 amino acids. NCBI's taxonomy places the organism in Eukaryota, Metazoa, Chordata, Actinopteri, Clupeiformes, Clupeidae. The record is from RefSeq and is a predicted model, not a curated record.
UUUUGGACAAUGGAGAGCAAACAAACCACGAAGCAUGACUUUGGAGGAGAUUCACACCUUCCUUGAUGUGGAGUCGGACUUCAACUUCGAGGAGAUUGGUGAUAGUGGUUCAGAGUCUGGCAGCGUGGACUCCGAGGUAGAGGAUGCAUUCGCGGAGGGCAUGGAUGUCCUCCUUGACUUUGCUGAACCAUCUGCCCCUCUGCCUCGCUCCCUCACCUCCAGUGACCCUUUGGAAGGGACCUCAGCUACAGCCCCACCUGUCAGGCCUCCAGCGUCUCCCCCCAUCGCCACUCCUGGUACCUCUGCCACUGGUCCCUCAGCCAGCACUAGUGCACCUCAGCAUCGUGCAAGAGGCCCAGCUCCAGCCCCAGCCUCAACUCCAUGCCCUCCUGCAGCAAGGUGUAGUGCCAGGUGUGGCAAGCGCCCAGUCCCAGCCUCAACUCCAUGCCCUCCAGCAGCAAGGCGUGACAAGCGCCCAGCCCCAGCCUCAACUCCAUGCCCUCCUACAGCGAAGCGUGGUGCCAGGCAUGGCAAGCGCCCAGCUCAAGCCCCAGUGGAGAGUGACCCCCCAGUGGACAUGUGGCAUGAUGCAGACUGGGAAGAUGUGGAGCCUCCUCCUUUCAAGUUCUUUCAAGUCCUCCUCCUUUCAUAUUUGCAACUGUUCUGGCUAACGGGGCUCUGGUGUGGACUGUUUUCUAACACUUCUACAUUUCCCCUAAAAGACAUAAGCUUAGUUUCAAUACAGUAUUUGGCAUUUGGAGAGGUAAGGAUCCUCCUUAUUGGUUAACUUGAAAUAAGUGUAAAUAUUAGCCUGAAAUGAAGUGAAAUUUAUAUUUACAAGGUCAAAACACAAAAAUACCACACACACAACCUGCUAUAUGGGGAAAAUCUUGUUUUUGUAUUUUGGAGAGCUUGGAGAGGUUAUGGACACUUGGAAACGCCUAUAUGCACCUAUUAGAAAUUGCUGUGUAGAACCUAUGUAAUUUUAUGCAUCUGCUUAAAAUUUUGGAGUUUGCUUCCUAAGAACAUGUAGAUACAGGAAAUGUAGUGUAUGACCUGCUGUUCUAACACACCAUCCAUGGACACACUGACAACUACAAAAAUAAUAGGCGUUUUUUACUUUUUUGACAUUUUCCUCUGUAUAUGAUGUUCUAAAAUGUAGACUUAAUGAAGGAAAUAAAGGUCUGGAGGUGAAUUAA